CUUUCGUAUAGUAGCAGCUAUGAAAAGGACGUGUUUUAUAUAUACCGAGAUAAUUCCUUUACUAAAAAUUCGAAGCAUGUACAGAAGUUUUAUGUCUGUUAACAUUUUUAUUCUGAUGCAUUUAAUUUAAUUUGCAUUUCCCCCGGAUAGAAUCGUAGUGACUUGAUCAGAGGCAAAUUAAUUUUCUUGUGUACAAAAUAUGAAUGGAAGAGAAGAAAUAAUACUCGGAUUAAACUGGAAAACUGAAAAAGAUGGAGAAAAUGAUAAAUACAAAUCAAGUGGACAACAAUGUCGUGGAUUCCAUCUAACCAGAUCCAAAUGGGAUCCAUAUCCGUGGGUCGGUUUGGUGGAAAAUGGAAGUGAUGCAGAAAUGUCAGGAUUAAGACCUGGCGAUUGUUUGCUUGAAGUCGAUGGUGCGGACGUUUUGGGACUAAAAAUGCCAGACAUAGCUUCCUUGAUAGGAAAAAAUAAUAGGAUUAGUCUCCAAGUUUGGCGACGUCGGGCAACUCCAGAAAAGAAAUCUGAAGAUAAUGAAGAGGUAAUAAGUAGUGAUAAAAAAGAGAAAAACAAUGUAGGUGUUUUGGCACUAGAAGGACCCUUGCCAGAAGUAGCGCUCAAGUUGACCAGUGCAGUUUCUGGUGUUGUUCGAGCUCUUGAGUGUCCGAUUUGUCUUGAAACUGCUGCAUCUCCAGUUUCACAAUGCGUCAACGGCCACAUCCUCUGCGUUGGCUGCAGAGCCAAAAGCACCCGAUGUCCUGUAUGUCGCGUAUGUCUAGGACAAGGAAGAUGCCUCCUAGCAGACGUAUGUCACAAGGUUCUCGUCGAAUCGUUCGGGUUCGAUAAUACAGCAUCUAAUGAAAAUGAGUAUUCUCUGCGCGAAAGGCUUUUCGGAUCACAAAAACCUAGUCAGAAGCCACAAAGAAUUUCAGAAAAGCAUCGCUUACCUCCAAGGUCAAAAAAUCUCAUCUCAAGAAUAUUCCCCUCUAUCGGUUUUAAUGAAAAGGCAGCGUCUACAGAAAGUUUACCAGCCACUAGCUACUCUGAUGAAAAUACAGCUUCCACUGCACAAAGGUGGCUCCUUCCUCGAAGAUCCGAUGAGGAGCGCUUGAAUUUGAAUGAUAGAACAAAAUCAGCUAGUACGGGAGAACUUUCUAGAGAAGCUGAUCGUACAGUUAGUGGAUCUUUACACCGAUUAACUACCAAUGGUGAGACUCAUUCUUCCAAUGGACUUUUAAGUGUACCCCAGACGCCUCUAUGGGGUGGUUCCACAGAGUCUAUAACAAGCUGUAGGCUAAAAUGCCCAUUAUGGAAAAAAAAGGGAUGCAAGGAGUUACUCACAGCUGGAUCUAUCUUAGAACAUCUGAAUGGAUCUCAUCCAGGACCGACGAUUCAUUUUCAUCGUGGAAAGGUUACUUUACCUGUUCCUUGCCCGUUCUCUUCGGAAGGCAUUUAUGUUUUACAUCAUGGAGGAGACUUAUUUUUUCUUCAGAUAGAGGAAGAAGCGAUCUGGAUUGCUGCAACUGGAGUGAGUGGUAACAAGUGGGGCUGGAUUUUAAGUGCCAGAGACGACCAUGGAACGGAAGUAACAUUUCGGAAAGAUGUUAUAAGCCUACAAGAAUUCAAUAAUUCGUCACCCCUACUAAAUGCCGUAGAGCUGUCAAAAAACCUCUGCGUUCAAACGAUAGAAAUUAGUCUACUGGAAUUCGGAUUGGAUGAGGGAAUAGAACUAUGAUAAAAACAUGCAACUUUUCAUG
Messenger RNA from Belonocnema kinseyi, 1754 nucleotides. RefSeq lists its product as uncharacterized. Gene Ontology annotation, cellular component: cytoplasm. The record is from RefSeq and is a predicted model, not a curated record. The transcript is spliced from 5 exons. Gene Ontology annotation, molecular function: ubiquitin protein ligase activity; protein binding. Lineage: Eukaryota; Metazoa; Arthropoda; Insecta; Hymenoptera; Cynipidae. The coding region runs from base 200 to 1732 and encodes 510 amino acids.